AUGUCCACUGACACAUGUAGGGAGGAGGAGCUUCGAUGGCCUGGUGUAAUCACGACUUUCGACGGAAAGUGCGCGUCAAGUGGACUGCUGCAGGUGAUCACUGUCGAGAAGAAGACUCGGGAGACCGUUCUCACAGCCCAAUCAGCAGCGGACAGAAGAAGAAUUGAAUUCGCAGAGAUGGAGAUAUUUCAGCAACUUGCGCACGCUAAUUGUGUCAAGCUCCUUCAAGGGGCGCUCCGUUACGGGAAGAGGCGGGGGGCCUGUAAGCAGCACAGCCACAGUGACCGACUGACUGACUGUGGAACGGAAUUCGUGUGGAUGAGGUUUGACUUCUGGAGCCCAAAAAGUGUACGUCCUCUUUUGUGCAUAAAGCUGCGGACAGAAUUGUCGGGAAGAGAUGAAGAAGGUUUAAGAUCGCGCCCCUUUUCCAUUGCCUACAGAACACCCCUCUCCACACUAGCCUCAGCCUCUGGAUGGCAGAAUGUCGCAUUUCCUCGUCAUGUUCUGAACUUGUCACCAGUACUCACGAGUACGCCCUCCGUAUGUGAUACAUUCUAA
Molecule: messenger RNA, 558 nt
Organism: Marchantia polymorpha subsp. ruderalis
Lineage: Eukaryota; Viridiplantae; Streptophyta; Marchantiopsida; Marchantiales; Marchantiaceae
Source: the annotation of a GenBank genome assembly